CAUGACAAUGAAAUGAGUUUUAAAGCCGCUGCUGGCAUGUGAAAUCUCAGUUUCUGAAGGGUAAAAGUACUUGUACAAUUGGUUUGCGGGAUCAGAAAAACUGAGGUGUCAGGCACUGUUAUUUGCAGUCAGAGAACUGGAAUAAUACAAUUUAGACACGUUGGAGAUAUAUGUAUGACCGCAGGUUUGAAUUUGGUUCUCCUGUAUCAGAUAUGCGAAGAAGAACAGUUUAAGAACAAAAAAGGAUUUGAGAAAUAUGACAUUAAGGGAACAAAUUACAUACAAGCCGAAAGUGGUCUAUAUCAAUGGAAACCGUUGAACCGAAAAAAAGCCCACGACCCAAGGAAGCAGACGAUGGUGAGAAAAAUCUCCCCCAAUCGUCUGCUCGAAGAGAGAGUGUGUUCGAUCCGAGAAAGAAAUCACAUUCCGUGAAGAAAUUCGAGAGACUGGUGGAAUACGUACGAGAACAUGUGAUAGGACAGGACGCCGUGUUCGGAGGACCCUUUGGCCCAAGGCCAGUGAUUUCCUGUGAAUUUACCUCAUCUGGAAGACCCCUGCAGUUUAUAGAGGAUUAUAUGAGAUGUCACGUGUAUCCGACUUAUGGGCAUGCGCAAGCUACAACGUGCAUAACGUCACUUCAGUUGGCGGCAUUUAGAGAGAGCGCAAGGGACACAACCAAGAAGUGUUUUAAUUGUUCGGAAGAUGACGUGGUUUAUUUCGUCGGUGGAGGCGCCACUGGAGCCCUGCACAAGCUGACCCACAUUCUGAAGCUCAAACCCAAACUUCAAACUGACAACAACAUGGUCGUGCUACUUAGUCCUUUUGAGCACAGUAUGAACAUACAAACAUGGCAGGAGAGCGGGAUGAAGGUAGAGAGAGUUCGCCAAAACGAGGACGGUUGCCUGGAUACCGAUCAUCUCAUAGAAAUGCUUAAGACGUAUAAAAAGAAAAAAUAUCACACUGUAGCCUCGUUUACUGCAGUAAGUCACGUGACCGGAGUUGCGGUAGAUGUUGCGAAAAUUUCACGAAUACUACACGAACACGGAGCAUUGUCUGUGUGGGACUGUACAGCGGCAAUACCCAACAAAGGGAUUGAUAUGAAUGCCAUAGACAGUGGGUAAGUAAGGAAUAUUUUAUAUGCUGACGUGAGUAAAAUC
Messenger RNA from Lingula anatina, 1157 nucleotides. RefSeq lists its product as uncharacterized. The record is from RefSeq and is a predicted model, not a curated record. NCBI's taxonomy places the organism in Eukaryota, Metazoa, Brachiopoda, Lingulata, Lingulida, Lingulidae.